CUUUGGUUUAGUUUGUCGUGGAAAAUCGUGAGGGAAGGACGUGCGUCAUGUCUGUUGCUUAUAAACUUGGUGAUCUAGUUUGGGCCAAAAUGAAGGGCUUCAGCCCAUGGCCCGGCCGGGUAGCCAUACCUACUCCUGAGCUGAAGCCUCCUAAGAAGGCAACUAAUGUGCAAUGCAUUUACUUCUUUGGCACCAACAACUAUGCCUGGAUAGAGGAGAACAACAUCAAGCCGUACCAGGAAUUCAAGGAGCAGCUGAUCAAGUCCUGCAAGACUCUGGCUUUCAAGGAAGCCGUCAACCAGAUCGAAGAGUAUAUUGUCAAUCCGGAGAAAUUUGGUGACAUCGACGAGCACGCGAUCAACGCUGAAGAAGAAUUCGACAAGCUGAAGGAUGUGCUGGAGAGCGAGGACGCGGAGCCAGAGGAGAAGGCCGAGGAAGAUGCGCCCGCUGAUGAGAAGAAGAAGAAGAGCUCCACGCCCAAGAUUCGUUUGGGCAUUUCAAAGGUGAAGCCUAUGAAACGGUCUUCGUCGAGCGGAGUCAAGGUACCCCGGAAGAAGACCAAGUCGAGUCUCUCGCGUUCCUUCACCGACAGCGACGGAGACAAGCCUUCGAUGCUCAACCACUCCUUCUCCAAGAAGUCCAGCUUGCUGCAUCGCCCGUCUAAUAUAUUGAGACCUGACACUCCACCUCUAGACUUGGAGAAUGUCUCCGAAACCCUACUGGAGAAGAACAUAAAGGCGAGUCAGAUGAAGUUCGGCUUCCUCGGUCUAGGUAUCAUGGGUAGCGGCAUCGUGAAGAAUCUACUUAAUUCUGGACAUAAGGUGCUUGUGUGGAACCGUACUGCUGUUAAGUGUAAAGACUUCGAGAAGGUCGGCGCGACGAUCGCAGUGACACCUUGCGACGUGGUGGAGGAAGCUGACAUCACCUUCUCAUGCGUGGCCGAUCCUCAAGCGGCGAAAGAGAUGGUCUUCGGCAACUGCGGCGUGCUGCACUGUCCCUCGCUGGAGUCCAAGGGUUACGUGGAGAUGACGUCCAUCGACGCUGACACGUCCCACGACAUCGUUGAAGCCAUCAGCGGGAAGGGCGGGAGAUAUCUUGAGGCGCAGAUCCAAGGGUCUAAAACGCAAGCGGAAGAAGGUACGCUGAUAAUCCUGGCGGCGGGCGACCGCUCGCUGUUCGACGACUGCCAGUCCUGCUUCAAGGCCAUGAGCAAGAACUCCUUCUACCUUGGUAGUGACAUCGGCAACGCAUCAAAGAUGAACUCCGUCCUUCAAGUAGUGGGCGGUGUUUCUCUCGCCGCGUUGGCCGAGGGGCUGGCGUUAGCUGACCGCGCGGGACUCAACCAGGCUGAUCUACUGGACGUCCUCGCCCUCACUCCGCUGGCGUCGCCGCAUCUCAUACUGAAGGGGAGAGCGAUGAUCGAGUCGUCGUACUCGACGCAGCAGCCGCUGUCGCACAUGCAGAAGGACCUGAAGCUGGCGCUGGGUCUGGGCGACGCGCUGGAGCAGUCGCUGCCGCUGACGGCGACCACCAACGAGAUCUUCAAGCACGCCAAGCGGCUCGGCUACGCCAACCACGACGUCGCCGCUGUCUACAUCCGCGCCAGGUUCUGAUCCGGAAACUAACGUAUCCGCUAUGUUCACUGAUGAUACGUCACUAUCCAGUAUAGCGAAUUUUUUUAAACUUUUUAUUUACCAAGCUCUCCGUAUCUAUAGACAAAAUUUAUUGAUAUAUUAAUUUAUCAAACCUUAUAACAUUCAAUAAACGUUUGAUUUUUUAAACGUUUUUAAAAAAAUAGCAUAAAAUAUUAGGCGUAUUGUGACUGAUUAAUUACAGGACUUUUGGAGCUUAAUAUUGUGUUUCAAUAAUUAUAAUUUCAGUUAAAUAACAAAUUUUUAUAUGAAAUUGUGUAAGCACCCAGGUGUUGCAAAUAUAACUCUUGAUCUGGCUCCAUUUUUACUCAAAAUAGUAUUGUAUUUACUCUAAAAUUAUGUCGCAAAGAACAACUGUAAAGUAUCGUGUAUAACUCAUCCAAGUUUGAUUCAAAAUUAUUGACACAAAAAACUGCUUUAUACAUUAUCAUCAAUGACCUCCAUUAUUUUUGACAAAAAUAAAGAUACAUGUAGUUUUAAAAUACACAUAGAACAUAGUAUAUAUGUUGUAAAAUCAAACGGUGAAGAUAAAAAUAUAUUUUUAAAUCAAUGUGACCAUUCUCCAAUAUUGAUUAGUUUUAAGGAUUAUUUUAACGUUAAUGGAAUGAUAUGAGCACUUUUUUUAUUUGUAAUUUAGUAUGAAUGAGUGUACAGGUCAGUUUCUCAUUUGGUUUUGCACUUGAUUUUUAAAUGUAGUACAUAGGCUUCAACGUUGCAUUUAAAGUCUCAUAAGUAUACGUUAGACAUUUUGCAAUAGAUAUUCAAUAUCCUGUAUAAAUCCAUCCUUUUGUGUAGAAGGCGAAGUGCGCGUCAAAAUUGACGAUGGUGAUUGAACUUUAUCAUUGUAACUUUGUUUUCACCAAGAAACAUUGACACACAACACAUAUAUGCUAUCUUACUCACAGCGGUCGAAGGAAGUGAAAUGGCACUACGUGUUUCCUACUCAUAUUAAAGUGCACUGAGCGAAAUAGCGCGAUUAUGUGGUGCGUCAAUUUCACUAGUGUAAACAAAGCCUGUUAUUGAUAAAAUAUUAAUAUUACAUCAAUGAUUCGCAUUCGUGUCUUAUAUAUAAGGUAUAAUAUAAUAUUUCGACAAAGCAAUGCAAUUUAUUUGCGACGCUCAAAUAAAACAUGUGUUAACAAACUGUUAAUUAUUUUUGCUUUGCUAAGGAAAAAUAAAUCACGUAAAAAGAUACUACUUUUUAACAUGUUUUAUAUGUUGGUGAAGUUGACUUGCAUUUUGUGCAUUGCAUUGCUUUUAAAAUUGAUUUUAGAAACGCACUCAUGUUUGAACUAAGUUUGUACCUAUGUUGUUGGUAGGUAAUGUAAAAUGUGCAAAUCAUUUCGUAUUUCACAAUGUAAAUGAUUGACAUCAGACGAAACAAAAAUAAAAUAAAUGUAAUUUA
Plodia interpunctella (Indianmeal moth) is the source of this 3057-nucleotide messenger RNA. It is a transcript of the gene Ndf, whose product is annotated as Nucleosome-destabilizing factor. NCBI's taxonomy places the organism in Eukaryota, Metazoa, Arthropoda, Insecta, Lepidoptera, Pyralidae. The transcript is spliced from 13 exons. The record is from RefSeq and is a predicted model, not a curated record. The coding region runs from base 48 to 1613 and encodes 521 amino acids. Gene Ontology annotation, molecular function: NAD binding; NADP binding; oxidoreductase activity, acting on the CH-OH group of donors, NAD or NADP as acceptor.